AUGACGUUCGAGUACUUCGGUGACGAGGCCUUUCUGACAACAUAUAAAAGUUUUCUGCACGAAUUGAAAGUCACUGAUGAACAGAUAGAAGAAAUUUUAACUGAGAUGCGUCGCGAUUCCUCGGAUCGUCAGUUGGAAUCAACUAGAAGUCUAGAGCGCAAAGUCAACCUUGUCAAACACUACACUCCCCUAAGCAAAACGUCGUUUGUCCUCUCGGCAGAUGACUAUCAGCCACCGAUCGCAGAUUUACUUCGAAAAGUUAAACAACGACGCUUUGACAUGGAGGAGGUUGUUUCCCUAGUUGAACCCGUACCAGAAUUGCAAGAAGUCUAUACACUACCGCUUCUGACUACAGCAUGCCUACGCAGAAUAAACGCCGAAUUAGAUGCCUUUCUGGCCUCGGGUCUUCCGGUCGGUCGUCCGAACACAAUGAAUCGUCAAGGCAUUUUGCUUUGCGAGCUGCCUGGUCAUAUGGCCAGAGCUCAUCCCGAGACACCCUGUGACCCAGGUAGCGCGGACGUUGAUUUGAUAGACGAAGGUCUUCUAAGUUCAAGCGAACCAGUCUCACUACGCAGCCUCCUCCGACUAAUAUUUCCCGAUAUUGGCGGAAAAAUUGACUCCUACAGAGCUUUUACAGUGGAGUACGAGGGUCGCCCUGCGACAGAUUUGGAAACUAGCAUCGACUCGGGCCUCUCCUACCACUAUGACAACGCUGAGGUUCGUUUUGUUCUCAUAACUCUCAUAGUUUGUAAUGCAUUCGGCUAA
Messenger RNA from Dibothriocephalus latus, 765 nucleotides. The record is from the annotation of a GenBank genome assembly. Lineage: Eukaryota; Metazoa; Platyhelminthes; Cestoda; Diphyllobothriidea; Diphyllobothriidae.